AUGUGAUAUCGGUAGCUCAAAUUUAACAGGCCGACCUUUGAUAUCGGGUUUGCGUCGGCAGGGAAUCAGACGCUUGACCAUAUGCAUGGUCGGUGAGCAUCCUAACCGCUGUGCCACCUACGCACAUUCUUAAUGUUCUGAUGGGAAGUAGUACACUUUAUACAAUGGUUCCACUGCCUUGCUUACUGAAGCCGCUGUCCCGUAUAGUGCUGUUGUUAUCUUCUUUUCUGUUUUCUUUCUUCCUAAAUGAUUUGCCGUAUUCUGGUAAAGCCAAUUUCGUUGAGUAUGCCAAGGAUCUCACUGUUCCUAUGCCGGUUACAUUUCACUCAGAUUGUUCCAAAAUGAAUAGCUUUUUAUCAGAAAUUACUCAACGUUUCUUAUCGAAUAGUAUUAAGCCAAUUCUCUCCAAAUAUCAGAUUUUUAAUUUCACCUUCAGACACAAGCGCGCCUUAGCUGGACAUUUUCAUUCCCACAAUUCUCCUAUCAUAGAUGACACUAAAUUUGAUACUAAACCGACUGUUAAAUACCUCGGAUUAUCUCCUAUUCCCCUGCACUUUCCUGGCUUUCCCACAUCAUGUUGACUUCUAGAAAGACACUUCAUCUAACCAUCUACGUAAGGAAGUUAGAACAGUCUGUUACUAAUCAGUCUCUACGCUUACAGUUCUUUUGUUAAUUUCACCCAAUUCCUCCCAUUUAU
This is a messenger RNA of Trichobilharzia regenti, 697 nucleotides long. Lineage: Eukaryota; Metazoa; Platyhelminthes; Trematoda; Strigeidida; Schistosomatidae. The record is from the annotation of a GenBank genome assembly.